UCUGAAAUGAAAUUUGUCCCAUGGUGGUAUAAUCAUGCUUGUCACACUGUUGGAACUCCUGCCAUCAUAAUUGACGCUUUACUAUGGAGACCAACAAUCGUUCCUAUAUCGAACUCAGUCCUGCUUCUUCUAGCAUACUUCGGUGGAUAUGUAACCUAUGUGGAAUACCUUAUACGCAUUCAUCGUUUUUACCCUUAUCCCAUACUUGCGGUUUUCUCGGAUAUUGGACGAUUUGGAUUUUAUUCAGUGGUGAUCAUCGCUACUAUCCUUUGCUUCGGAGUCGGUGUACUGAUGGUUCGCUCUCUAAAUAAGACUCAACAUAAAAGGUUCACUUCAAAAACACAACAACGAACAGAGCGAAAAGAGUCUACUCCUGUUCAGAGUAGACACAAGAAAUCUAAGAAGAUGGAUUGAAAUGUGAAAUGGCAGAACAAUAUUCUGGCUUUCUCAGUGUCUCCUAAUUUUUCUUCUCAUCAUCAUAACUGCAACUACCGCUACAAUUAAAAUCCUCAGGAAACAAAUGAAUUUUUUUCUCUCCACAGCGCUAUUCUGUAUCGUCGUUGUCCUCCCUCUCCUAUUUAUUUGUAAAUUAUGUCGUUAGUGUAUUUUUUGAUCGUCAC
This is a messenger RNA of Schistosoma intercalatum, 620 nucleotides long. The record is from the annotation of a GenBank genome assembly. NCBI's taxonomy places the organism in Eukaryota, Metazoa, Platyhelminthes, Trematoda, Strigeidida, Schistosomatidae.